Messenger RNA from Notodromas monacha, 1305 nucleotides. Lineage: Eukaryota; Metazoa; Arthropoda; Ostracoda; Podocopida; Cyprididae. The record is from the annotation of a GenBank genome assembly.
AUGAUGGCUGUCAGUUCCGCCGUUUUGAAAUAUUAUGGACAAUUUUGGAGCAUUUUAAGCAAGGUCAUGAGAAGCACGCCAAGCCACUUCAAAAAGUUCAAGGCGGAAAAGAAGGACUAUGAUAUUGAUCGCACCCUAGAUGCUGAACCGCAUGCUGUGACUGCGCUAGACCGUCGACGUCUGCCUCCUGAUCCGAUCCCGGUGGCGACGAAAGCCAAGACAAACCUCACGAGAAAUAGAACCUUGAUUGGAAUCGGAAGUCUUCGUGCAGCUCAGGCGAGGAGUCAACGAGGCAAGCCCGGGCUUGUCCUGCAAACCCGACAGCAAUACGUUUGAGUUACGCUGGGAAUUGAUCGAACCCUCCUUUUUCGUUUUGCGUAGGAAUACUCGAAUUUCCUUUUGAAAAUGUAUUAAAUCCUACCGGCCUGAUUCGUGGAAUCAUGUUGCUGGAAGUGAGGAAUACUCAGUGAAGCUUCUCUCCAGAAAUGCCAUUCCAUCAUCAAUGGAACCACAAUGAAAAGUUCAAGUCCUGGUGGCCAAAAUUGUGUCAAACCAAAUUUAUCAUUUCGGAUACCUGCUUUAUUCAAAGGUUGGAUUUCGAGCUUCCAGAAAUCUUGCGUCUUUUUUAUCCCGGAAAAAUUUUAGCUACGUUGAUUCUUCCAUUUUUCGUUGAGGUUUUCCGAAAAUGUGACCAAAGAGCUGAUGAGGGACGAAAACAGGGAUUCUAGGGAUAUUGGUUUUUUGUUGUUGAUUGUUUUCUCGCGAAAAAAGCUUGAAGGAAAAAAGGCUGGAAAGUGAUACUACUUGAGAGUGGAAUGCAGCAUCUUGAUCGCUAAAUCCGUCCCGCCGCUGCAAAAAAAUGGGUUAAGUGCGUUGAAUGCUCGUAUACUCGCAACCCGCGCCGUGAUAAUCCAAGUAUUAAUGCUUUUUUGUUGAUUAUUGGUGAAGCUAGCAUAUGACCAGAGCAGCAGCCUGUAUUAACUGGCAUUGCUGCUAAAUAACCUCAGUGCUUCUCGCUGCUUGCCUUCGACUGAACAAAAAUCUACGUGCAUUUUGUCUGAAAGACACUUUUCGAUGAGUCUGUAUUUCUAACCACGCUAGUAUGAGAGCUAAGCGAAGUUUAUGGUGCUGAACGUGUCGUUUUUUCCGAAUGAUUUCUGUCUGGAAAAGUUCUAUUUUUUCCCCUCAUGGAUCUAUUUCGCUGGAUUUUGUUGACUGCUUGGCAUUUUUGAUCUUGUUGUGUUUGCCUCUCUUUUAUUUUGGGGAGUAAUAAAGGAAUAAUUUUUUCCAUCCGUGAUAUACAAA